CUCCGGCUCCUGAUGGCACGCUGGGUUUGGGAGUGCAGGAGGGAGAUGUCCCAUACAGCCUGACAGGCAAACACACACUCAGAAGAAGAGAGAGACAACAAGAGAGAAAGAAAGAAAGAGAGAGAGCGAGAGCAAGUGCAUGCAAGCUAUUGCUGGCUAAGAAAUAGCAUCAACUGCAGUGCAAAACACAGAGGAUCUCCUGCAAAACUAAAGAUGUCGCAGGUGUGUCGUGGCCGUGGGACCCCCCUGCCGGUGGUGGGUGUAGGACUGUUGGUACUGGUGUGUGCAAAGUGGGCUGAGCCAUACAGACCCCCAUACCCUGACGGAGACCAGGACAGGUACGACCCGAGAGAUUACCGGCAGGAAAACUCAGACUACCACAGAGAGAACAGUGACAGCAGGAGAACAGAGUGUCGGCGAUGCUGUGACCCAAUGGAUGAGCCACAGCAGCAAAGCAGUACUUAUCCUCAGUACCAGGUGGUUCCACAGAUAAACAUCACUAUCCUCAAAGGGGAAAAAGGAGACGUUGGGCAGCGUGGGCCCUAUGGAAAAGCAGGCAAAGCUGGGAACGCAGGUCAGCGAGGAGUGCAGGGCAUAAAGGGCACCAAGGGCAGCAUUGGAAUUCCAGGAGAAGCCUGCAAGUCCUACUAUGCUGCUUUCUCCGUAGGCCGCAAGAAAGCCCUGCACAGCAACGACUACUACCAGACCCUGGUGUUCGACACUGAGCUGGUCAACCUGUACGGCCACUUCAACAUGUUCACAGGAAAGUUCUUCUGCUACGUACCGGGGAUUUACUUCUUCAGCCUGAACGCGCACACGUGGAACCAGAAGGAGACGUACCUGCACGUGAUGAAGAACGAGCAGGAGAUGGCCAUCCUGUACGCCCAGCCCAGUGACCGCUCUAUCAUGCAGAGCCAGAGCCUGAUGCUGGAGCUGGAGAGAGACGACGAGGUGUGGGUGCGGCUCUAUAAGGGCGAGAGGGAAAACGCUGUCUUCAGUGAUGACUUUGACACUUACAUCACGUUUAGCGGCUACCUCAUCAAAGCCAAGAGUGAAGGCUAGUGGACUUCAGUGAAGUGGUUGCAAGCAUGAAAUAUAAGAGUAUUUGUGCAUUUGGUAACUGUUAUUGCAUCAUUUUUUUAUAUUUUCUAUAUUUGUAUUGGACAUGUAAAAUAUAUAUAACAAGCCCAUCUCGAGUUAUGUAACCUUAUGAUACAUUUAUCUGCAUAUGAAGUGAACAGAGACUUGAGAAGAAUAGCAGGGACUUUGGGAGCAUAAAGCUGAACUGAGAACUAA
Astyanax mexicanus (Mexican tetra) is the source of this 1296-nucleotide messenger RNA. RefSeq names its product C1q and TNF related 1 (gene c1qtnf1). The record is from RefSeq and is a predicted model, not a curated record. Gene Ontology annotation, molecular function: protein binding. The coding region runs from base 214 to 1062 and encodes 282 amino acids. The transcript is spliced from 4 exons. Lineage: Eukaryota; Metazoa; Chordata; Actinopteri; Characiformes; Acestrorhamphidae.